UGUAUGAAGCAUGCAUCCAGACGUGACUCCAAUGGCUGCGGCUGUGUGUGUGUGUGUGCGAGUCGCUUCGCAACCAAUAGAGAGCGUCCGAGAUUAAUCCGUGCGUGUGUGUGGCUGAGGUUGCGCACCCCCUCUGAAAUACUGUCAUAUGACUCAGAUAACUGAUCCAUGGAGUUACCCAGCUUCAACUCUCCACCAUGGCCACACAGCAAAGCCAAAUGGGACGCGCUCUGUACCUGUGAAACGGUACAUCAUGGCUCCAACUCUCCUCCAACGGCUUUUCUGCAAAAAAGCCAAUGCGGCGUCUUCGAGAGAUUAUAAAGGACCGGAUCUCUGCUGGGCGUCGUCCGAAUUGGACCUGAACCAGAUCCGCUUGAUCGUCUACCAGGACUGCGAGCGCAGGGGACGCCAGGUUCUGUUCGACUCCAAAGCCAUCCGCAAGCUCGAUGGAUCCGACCCGAAGAGCGGGGAGGAGGCGCAGGCCAAGGCGCAGGGCCGGUGCUACCAGGCCAGCCGCAGCGGGGCCUGCACCAUCAACACGCCCGGGACGUCCGGCGACCGGGACCCCCCGCCCAGCUACCAGUACACGAGACCAGCGUCAGAUGUCAACAUGCUCGGGGAGAUGAUGUUUGGCUCGGUUGCCAUGAGCUACAGGGGCUCCACGCUGAAGAUACAUUAUAUACGCUCUCCUCCCCAGCUGAUGAUCAGUAAAGUGUUCUCCACCAGAGUUGGCAGCACAGCGAGCAGCUCGAGCACGUUACAGGACAGCUUUGAGUACAUCCAGCAGGAGUCUGGGAAGUCCUGUCCCAGCCAGAGCGGCUUGACCAGCCAGAGCGGCAGCAGCAUAGGAGCGGCUUCGCUUUACAGGGCGGGGGUGCCGCCCCCCGCCCCCCCUGCCCCCCCCGCCGUCCCGCUCCGCCUCAUUCGGAGCGCCUCUUUCUUUGCAGCUCACAGCACCCCCGUGGACAUGCCGAGCCGGGGUCACAGCGAGGACCGGGACAGCGGCAUCGCCCGAUCAGCGUCGCUGAGCAGCCUGCUGGUCACGCCCCUCCCCUCCCCCGGCUCCUCCCUCUCCAGCGGCUGUGCCAGCAGCUACCAGCGCCGCUGGCUACGCAGCCAGACCACCAGCCUGGAGAACGGACCAAUGCCGCGCUGGAGUAUCGAGGAGACCUUCAGCCUGUCGGACGAGAGCUGCAGCUCGAACCCGGCCAUGGUGCGGCGGAAGAAGAUCGCGGUCAGCAUCGUCUUCUCCCUCCCCGAGAAGGAGGAGGAGAACAAGAGCUUCCAGGAGUUCUUCUUCUCGCACUUCCCGCUCUUCGAGUCCCACAUGAACAAGCUGAAGACCGCCAUUGAGAAGGCCAUGAUCCUGUGCAGGAAGAUAGCGGAGUCCAGCCAGCGGGUGCAGGUGUACCUGUGUCGAGUCAUGGACGCUCUCGGGGAGUUCCGGACGACGGUGUGGAACCUGUACAUGGCCCCGCGGAUCACGGAGCCCGUGUGGCUGACCAUGGUGUCCCAGAGUGCCGAGAAGAGCCCGCUGUGUCAGCGCUUCCUCCGGGAGCUGACCGCUCUCACCGAGAACACCGCCAAGAGCCAGUUCCUGUCCUCCCUGCUCACGGCCGUGUUGACCUAUCACCUGGCCUGGGUGCCCACGGUCAUGCCCAAUGACCACCCGCCAAUCAAGUCCUUCGCUGGAAAGCACACCUCCCUGUCGGUGGACAUGUUGGCCAAGUCCCAUCCUUACAACCCCCUCUGGGCACAGCUUGGUGACCUGUACGGCACGCUGGGCUCCCCGGUGCGGCUGGCGCGGACGGUGGUGGUGGGGAAGCGGCGGGAGCUGGUCCAGCGGGUGCUCUACGUGCUCACCUACUUCAUCCGCUGCUCGGACCUGCAGGAGAACGUGCAGCGGGCCCAGGGCGGGGCCGAGAGGGACGCCGCCGCGGCCGGGAUCACCACCACGCUGGAGCGGGGCGAGGUGGAGGAGUCCGAGUACGUGGUGGUCUCCGUGCGGAGCGAGCAGGCCGAGGGGGAGAAGGGCGGGGCCGCAGAGGACGGUCACGGUCAGGCCCAGAAGGACAGCCAAUCAGAGAGACCCGACGAGGAGGAGGAGGAGGAGGCCACGCCGCCUCCCGCUGCCCCCCGCAGUCCCGUGCCGGGGGUGGGGCAGGAGCAAACGGAGGAGGCGUUGCCCCCCGCCCCGUUGGGGGAGAGGCCCUGUCCCAGACUCUUGCCCCAGGAGAGCCCACUCCUGCACAGGGUCAAGUUCCAGAUCGGGAGCUCGGAGUCGCCGGACUCGGACCUGGAGUCCCGGCAGAGGGAGGUGGACAGGAGCUACUGCUGCUUUAGGGACGGCCUGGCGGAGGAGUCCGAGACGGAGGCGGAGCCUGAGGACGCCGCGCCCAAGCCCCGCCCACAGCGUGGCGACUGCCGUGCCGGGGCACACGGUGGCCUGGUGGGGGGCUGGACUGAGGGGUUGGGGGGCCAAAUGGAGGGCAGAACUGAGGGGUUGGGGGACCUGGUGGAGGGCAGGACUGAGGGGUCAGGCUUCGCAGAGAAGCCCCGUUCUCAGGGACAGAGCGCAGUGCGUGUUCUGGCAGACAGGGCGGCGCCAGUGAGGAUUUGCCCGGGGUGGUGUGCUCCCUAUGGGAGCGGGGGCAGGAAGCUGCCCCUCAGGCUGCAGGCGGACAUCCGGCGGAACGAGAGUUCGGACAGCGCCCUGGGGGACAGCGACGAGGAGGAGGUCACGGCAGAGCAGUCACCCCGACAGGAGCAGCUCCAAGAGGAGCAGGAGCUUCCGCUGCUCAGGACGGAAACAGUCAGCAGGCCAGAUGUGAACAAUUUCGGCAGGUCUCUGUUUGGGGGCUACUGUCCCCAGUACAUGCCGGACUUCGUUCUGCACGGGACCAGCUCCGACGAGAGGCUCAAGCAGUGUCUGCUGGCAGAUCUGGAACACACCGUGCUGCACCCGGCCCUGGAUGAGCCAAUCGCGGAGGCCGUGUGCAUCAUCGCUGACACGGACAGGCUGAGCGUCCAGGUGGCCACCAGCCAGCGCAGGACCACCGACCCCGGCAAACUGGGCAAGGAGGUGCUGGUGUCCAGCCUGGUGACCCACCUCCUGCAUUCCCUGCUGCAGCUCUACAAGCUUCACGUGUCUCCUGACUUUUGUAUCAUGCAUCUGGAGGAUCGGCUACAGGAAGUGUACUUCAAAAGCAGGAUGCUGGCAGAGUAUUUAAAGGGACAGACCCGGGUCCACGUGAAGGAACUUGGUGUAGUCCUGGGGAUCGAAUCCAACGACCUCCCGCUUUUGGCCGCCGUGGCGAGCACGCAUUCGCCGUACGUGGCCCAGAUCCUACUGUGAGCUGGAGCAUCAGGCCCCGCCCCCUCCCGCCAGGCCACGCCCCUACACCAUGCCUCGCCCUACGAGGAACCGCUCUUCCCACAUUAACUGUCUUCACCCUCAGAGGACAGAGAGGAUGACGAGCUCAUAUUCGGUGUGGGGGAUCCCCCCCCCCCCCUCCCCCCACACACACGUGGGACACGGGACAUUGGAGCAAACCCAGCGCCUGCUUGCAUUGAAGCAAAAAAAAAAACUGAAUUCAAGUACAGUAAAAAAAAAAAAAGACAAUUGAUUCAGUCUUGGACUAGCAAUUAACAUGGAACGCUGGGUGGUCGUUAUAUAAGCUGAUAUUGCUCGUUUUAAUUUUCUUUUUGUAUCUGUGAUAUUUUUUCAUGUUUUUAUACAAAGGGAUGAAACUUCUAAGAAAGGUGUUUUAAGGGAAAGAGCUGUUUGAGUAAACGUUUACAUGAGGUGAGAAUCUGGUAUCUUACAGUACAUAUUAGGCUGACACUAAUGGUCUGUUAUGCCAUUCUUAAUUUCUUUUCUUUCCGAUAAGUCGAGUGUUAAUGUCUGCACAAAAAAAUGUCACAAUUCUGUAUGCUUAAUGAUGUCUUAAUUUGUAUUUUUUUGCAGCUUUUUUUUUUUUUGGGUUCUUGUUUGAAAAUCAACUUGAUAACACGAGCAGUCUUUACAUUUCCUUGGGCAUUUAAUGAAAUGCGGAUCAUCGAGCUUAAGAAUGCUGAACGGUAAACUUAUUUUAUUUUAACCUUUUUCUUGGACGCAAAUGCAGUUUAAAAAAAACAAAAAUGGAUUCCGUAUUCCAGAAGCAAGUUGUGUUUGGGUCUGUGCUGUCAGAGGCCAGGUAGACAGGUAGACAGCACCUGAAGCUGCUGACCUUCCCCUUCAGCUGACGGGCACCCUGGAUGGCCCUGUCCGUGUGUUGUUAUGGAAACAGCAUUUGCAUUAUAAACCACGCCCCCCUCAGUCAGGCGGGGCAAAUGGACAUGUACCUGCUUCCUAAGGCAACACUUCCACUGUGAGCAUGAGAGGGAAGGACGCGAUCACUGACCGAUUUAAACCAAUCGUUUUGCUCCGCCGUCGAGAGCAAAGUCUUUUGAUUGGUCCAAGUGUGUCUGAUUGACAGCUUACUGUGGUGCUGCCCACUUUGGGAUUCAUGAAACCUCACUCUUCCACCACUACUGUGGGGGAAUGGAGCUUCGCUCCGUCUGCUUUUAUACAGGGAUUCAAAACGGUUUCCAAACAGACAAAUGAAAACUCAGAAAACCAUCCAGCUAGCUGGGCUUUUGUAUUGUUUAUAUUUAUGGCUUAUUUCAUGUACAAUUUCCUGGAGAAAAAAAAAGAAGUUUUUUUCAGAAUUACAGUCAUAGUACAAACUUCAUUAACAUUUUUCCCAAAAAAUUGCUGGCUUUUAUUAUUGUUGAUUCUUGAAAACAAAUUAAGAAUAGCUGUUCUUUUUUUUUUUAACCUUUUUUGUCUUAUUUCGCUUUGUUUACACUAAACCCUACCUCAGUUGGCAGGAUUCGAACCCGUCUUAUCUCGUCUGAAGGCUUGAGCCUCUUUAUGAGACGCUCGUUUCCUCCCCAAGGUUCCAUUUCCUGUCGUGUAAAAGGGGGCGGAGCAGAGCACUCUGGAACGGUCCGCGGUGCUGCGAGAUGCGGUCCCUCACUGUGUUAGCGUGUAUGUGGUGCAGGUGUGUGUGGAGCGGGGUCAGCCAGCUGUUCUGCGCUGCAGUGUGUGUAUGGAGAAGCGUGCUCACGGGGCCUCAUUCGAGAACAUGCCUGUGUCGUGCCUGUGACGCUCAUUCCUUGUAUCUUUUCGUUUCGUUCAGUAUUGCUUCGUGAUGUUUCAAGGCAAACACACGGCACGUUUAAUAAACGAAGGUAAUUUGAAUUACAA
Anguilla rostrata (American eel) is the source of this 5251-nucleotide messenger RNA. It is a transcript of the gene fnip2, whose product is annotated as folliculin interacting protein 2. The transcript has 18 exons. NCBI's taxonomy places the organism in Eukaryota, Metazoa, Chordata, Actinopteri, Anguilliformes, Anguillidae. The record is from RefSeq and is a predicted model, not a curated record. Gene Ontology annotation, cellular component: cytoplasm. The coding region runs from base 149 to 3355 and encodes 1068 amino acids. Gene Ontology annotation, molecular function: ATPase inhibitor activity; protein-folding chaperone binding.